Molecule: messenger RNA, 6156 nt
Organism: Brassica rapa (field mustard)
Lineage: Eukaryota; Viridiplantae; Streptophyta; Magnoliopsida; Brassicales; Brassicaceae
Source: RefSeq, a predicted model, not a curated record
UUCUUGUACAACACUACAACUAUGAUGUAUUUGUUUGGUCGGAUGUUUAAUUGCACUUGAGAAAAAAAUCAUUAACAAGGUUACAACAGAGAUGGAUUUUAAAAUUUUACUAGUACUGUAUAUGAUUUGGAAUUCUAAUGACAUAUCAUUUGGCAUAUGAUUGGAGCUUACAGAUGUAGAUUUUGAGCUAAUUCUCUAUGGCAAUAUCAGAUAUUUUGUUCUGAUCUCUCCGAGGAGGAGACAUUAUUAAUUUAUGUUAGUAAAAUGAGCAUCGUUUAAACAAUUAUAAAGGACAUGUCAACCUUCACGCGUUCACAAGCACAACUUGGCUGCUGUGAUACAGUCACAUAAAAACUAGUGUUUAAUAUUGAAUCAUAUAAGUUAGGCAAUUUUUAAUUCGGUAUGAGUUGUUGUCGACGGUAAGUUGUAUCUGUAUUAAAUCAUUGUUAAUUACCAGAGCUUCGACCUGGUCCUUGAUGAAACGCACAUAUUUUGUUGUAUCUGUCGCACACUCAUCUUUUCUCGCCAUGCAUUAUCUCCAUUCAAAGUUGCAUCAAUUAAGAAUAACAAGUUGUAAUAAAAAAAACAUCACAGAAAGACAUGGCCGAGGAUCUAAAACGAAUUUAUGUAUUUCCUUUUUUUGUGCAACUAAUACUACUAAAUUACUAAUUGAUGUCAUACCAAAUAAAUAUGAGGAAGUCUAUAAGCUGUUUAUUGCCAGUGAAGUGGACCACGUUAUGUAUUUUAAGUACAUUAAAUGCUGCAUAUCGAAAUGUAUCGCAAUGCCGUCCAUCAUCAGCAAUGACCAUUCUUCAAAUUGUCGGUAGAUAAGUUUAGGAUUGAUAGUAUAAUUUUCAUUGUUGAAUUUUUAUUUCGAAUGUAUCUAUCUACUGACUUUUGUGUUACUCUUUUGGCUUUAUUCUAUUUUUUUCCCCUACACAUUGGUCACUAAGUUCAAAACAAACAUCAUACACAAUACCAAUAUCUGAAAUUAUUAUUUAUCAACUAGAAAAACUGGGGCCAUCCCGGUUCAGCACCUACUUUCACCAAUUAAAAUGUUAUCAGUCCACUGUUUAAACUUUUUUAUGAAAACUUGAUCAAUAUAUUAAUUAAAAAAAGUCGCAUUUCAGAUUUUAUAUAUUUUAAAAAAAUUCAUUAUAAGUGAUAUUUUUCUAAUGGGAUAUAACCUUACAAGCAAUCUAAAAAUAUUUUUCUUUACCUAGAAAUAUAGUACUUUUUUUGUUUCUGUUGAAUAAGAGCAACCCCAUUGAGGGUUUUAAACAGGUUCAUGUGCUCAGGUUUUAAGGCCUUUUGGAUAAAAAUAAAUGAGAAAUUGGGUUUAAUGUGGCGACCCGCCUCUUACCUGUGAUCCCGUCCGAUACGGGUUCAGCACAGGUGUCGCAUUCUGAUUGGUGAAGGGGAGUAGAGGUCACGUGCUUGAACGCGGAGAGAGAAUCAUUUCUCUCAUUUUUGCGAGAAAGCUAGGGUUUGCUCUGUGUGGCGAUUUCAUUUGCGACGCCGAGCUCUCACCCAUUUUCUCCCCUUUUCUCGACCGAUUCGGCGCCGGAGUGUCUCCUCCAGGACCAGAGGUGAGUUCCGAGUCGAUUGACGUUUAGAUAUUAGCCUUCUGUUGUCGAGAUCGCCAUUGUGAAUUGUCAAAAGAUUUUAUGAUCUCGGGUUAGGGUUCGAAAUCGAGAUGUGUUUGGAUCUAGGGUUGUAUAACCUCGUCUACGGGUUCUAUUUAUCGAUUAAUGGUCCGAGAUUUGCGGAUUGAAAAUCCAAUAGGGGUUUUCGAAUAAGGGUUAAAAAAAAAUUUGGGGGUUUCGAUUUGUGGUUUGAUAUAUUAAACUGGGUUGGAUAGACGGUUGGUAUGAUCGUAUUUUUCAUUUUUUUUGUGCUAAUCAAUUCUUGUUUUGUGCUUUAGAUGGAUCCCGCAGAUGAGAGAACAGAUUGUAAGAGGAAACUGGAGCACAUAGACCUCCUGAGAUACGUUUCCGAUUCCGAACAUGGGAUGCCCAAAAGAUGCGCUUGUGGUGGGAGAAUGAUACACGAGGUUCGAGUGAAGGAUGAGUUCGACACUCAGCCAGGGAAACGCUUCUUCAGCUGUGUGAACUAUGAGGUUAGAUACAAACCCUGUUACCCAGUUGAAUUAUUAGAUAGAAACCUGUGCUUUAGUUCAAUAUUUGGAAUGUGUUGUCUGAUGUGUUUAUUGUUUAACCAAGGCUGAUGGGUUACAUUAUCGCCAGCCUUGGGUUUGUGGUGUGCAGGAGGAGAUCGAAAUGCUGCGUAAGCGUGUGGAGGAGGCUGAUGAGGUGAUCAAGUCGGUGCCAAUGCUGGUUGAGAGUGUCGAGGCACAAGUUAAAAGGCUGAGUUUGCUGCUUGAUAAGCUCACUGGUGACGUGUAUAACCUCACAGUGCAGGUGGCUGCUCUGGAGAGGGUGUGUUUCGAGUGAAAUCCAAACAGGUAAACACAGAAACUAAACCGAAGUAGUUAUUUCCGUGUACUGAUAGGUGUGUUGGUUGCUGUAGUUGAACUGAAACUUAACUAGGAACUCAUCUAGGUUCAUUUAAUAUGUAGAGUAGUAUCUGUACUAGAUUAUAACUAUGAACUCACCUAGGUUAAUUUAAAUGGGUGUUGGUUGGUUGCUGUGAUGAAUGGUCAUUAAAAAUAUUGAUUUGAUGUGUAAUGAAUACAUUUUGUGAACUACUUCAUCUGUAAUUAAGGCUAAUGAAUGUUUGGUAGUUAGAGACACAAAGGAAGUAAAUCCUUUUUAUAGAUACUGAAACAACCACUGUAAACACAAACCAUCUUUUACAAAUCACUCUAGCUCACCACGGUCUUGUGAAAACUCCCAAAAACCUGAAACCACAAUGGAUCACUUUUCUCUUAAUUCUGUCGGGUUUGUGAACCUAUUAUCUUCCCAGUGCACUCAAACCACUCAAAACACUCAAAACACUCAAAACACUCAAACCACUCAAACCAUAGAUGUAGGGUCCUCAAGUGUUCCUAAACCCGUAGAGAGGAGAAAGUGGACAACACAAGAGGACAUUGUCCUCAUCAGUGCCUGGUUGAACACCAGCAAGGAUCCCAUAGUUAGUAACCAGCAAAAGUUAGGUUCGUUUUGGAAAAGAAUAGAGGAUUAUUUUAAUUCAAGCCCUCAGCUCACUGGCGCUGUUCCUAGAGAGUGGAGUCAGUGUAAGCAGAGGUGGGGAAUGAUUAAUGAGCGGGUUUGUAAGUUUGUGGGAAGCUAUGAGGCGGCUUUGAAGGAGCAAGGUAGUGGCCAAAAUGAGAACGAUGUCAUGAAGUCUGCUCAUGACAUCUUCUUCAACGACUACGGGACGAAGUUCAAUCUUGAACACGGCUGGAGGGAGUUGAGGUUUGAUCAAAAGUGGAGAUCCAACUCUGUCUCAAAAGAUGGUGCAAAGGAGAAACGGAAGGAAGCUGCAGAGUCAGUCCCUGACUCGGAUGAGGCUAGGCCUCCUGGUGUCAAGGCUUGCAAAGCAGCCAAACGCAAGAAAAAGGGGAAUGAAGCAGCCUUUGAUCGACUAGAAACCAUUCUAGACUUGAAACGCAACCUAGCCAAACAAAAAAUUCUAGAUCGUCUCCUCUCUAAGAAACAUGAAACUCUAACUGAUUGUGAGGUGGCUCUUAAGGAGAAACUCGUUUCUGAGAUGCUCUAGGUGAUAACUUUGUUCAUUACAUGAUGAGGAUUUUCACAACUGCUUGUGCUUGUGCUUAGUUGAGGAUUUUCACAACUGCUUGUGCUUAGUUGAGGAUUUUCUUAGUUCAUUAGUUGAUUCUUUUGUUCAUUACUUGAUAACUUUGUUCAUUACAUGAUGAUUUUGUUGAUUACUUGACUUUAACUUAUAUUCUUCUGUCUCGUUUUACAGGUGAAGGUUGUUGGUUGUGGAGGUCACGGGUUCUACAAGGUUUGUUGGUUUUACAGGUCACGGGUUGUUGGUUGUGGAGGUCACGGGUUCUACAAUGUUUAGUCUGAGGUUGAUGGGUCAUCUCACGGGUUGUACUACUGAGAAAACAUGUGCUCAGGUCACGGGAGAAACUCGUUUGUUUUUUUUUUUUAAUGAUGUACUUGUCGCGGAUGAUGUCGAGAAAGACACUAUAUAAUCUAUCUCUCAUUUUAUGCAUUGCUCUCAUCUUCAUCUCGAUCUAUUCUCUCAAAACAAUCAGAACAAAACCAUCUAUCCAAUCUCUUCUCUGUAAUUAAUCAGCAACACUGAAGCACACAUAAGCCCACAUCUCGAAUUUGGUAAUUCCUUUCAGACAGCAUCUCUUCUCUAGUAAGCACACUCACACACUUUGCUUAAUCAACAACACUGAAGCACACAAAACAGUCAACUAACUUUUUUUCACUCUCUUUGUUUCUAAAUUAAUCAGACUAUAAUAUAUAUGGGAAUUGUAAAAUGUCAUCAUAUAUUGUUCUAUCUCCAUUUGAAAAACCCAUAUUUAUUGUUCUAUCUGCAAAAUAUUAAAAAUAAUAAUUGCAAUAUGAAAAAAAAAACUCACUUUUAUUGUUGUAUCUCCAUUUGAAAAUACCACAUUUUUUCUUAAAUCACAUUUAUUGUUCUAUCUCCAUUUGAUUUAUUUAAAAAAAAAAAUUCAUCUAUCUCCAUUUUUCUUAAACUCCAUUCAUAUAUUGUUCUAUCUCCAUUUUUUCUUAAUCCAUUUUAUAUUUUCUUAUCUAACUAUUCUUUUUUAUCUUAAAAUCAAAGGUAGCCAAAUAAUGUCGUCCUCAUCAUCCGAUGGAGUAGAUGAAGCUUUUGAAGAAUAUUUUGACGAAGAAUUUGAUAAUAUCCUCAACUCCCUACUUGAUGAACAAGCCACCAACCCAAAGAAACGAAAUUAUAUCGAAAGAGAUCGGGAACAGGGCCACAUUCAACUAUGGAACGACUAUUUCGACGAAAAUCCUACUUACACAACGGACAUGUUUAGGCGGCGUUUUAGAAUGAACAAACCAUUGUUCCUUCGCAUUGUCGAGCGGCUAACUACAGGUGUUCCGUACUUUCAGCAACGAGUAAAUGCUCACGGAAGGAAAGGGCUCUCACCACUUCAAAAAUGUACGGCAGCUAUACGUAUGCUCGCAUAUGGUCAAUCGGGAGAUACGUAUGACGAAUAUCUGCGACUCGGUGACAGUACUGCUCUUUUAUGUUUGGAUCAUUUUACUAAUGGGAUAAUACACUUUUUUGGUGAUGAGUAUCUAAGAAUACCUACGGCAGAAGAUCUUCAACGACUACUCGAUAUUGGAGAGGCACGCGGGUUUCCCGGGAUGAUUGGCAGCAUUGAUUGUAUGCAUUGGGAGUGGAAAAACUGCCCAACGGCUUGGAGAGGGCAGUACACACGAGGUUCAGGAAAGCCGACAAUUGUCUUAGAGGCUGUGGCAUCAGAAGAUCUUUGGAUAUGGCACGCAUUUUUCGGAUUACCAGGUACCCUUAACGAUAUCAAUGUUCUUGAUCGGUCUCCUGUUUUUGAUGACAUUAUCAAAGGUCGAGCACCUAAAGUUAAAUUCAAGGUCAACAACCACACUUACCGUAUGGCGUACUACCUUACUGACGGAAUUUAUCCAAAUUGGUCGACAUUUAUCCAAUCUAUCUCACUUCCUCAAGGUGAUAAAGCAGAGCUGUUUGCUAAACAUCAAGAAUCCACCAGAAAAGAUGUCGAACGAGCUUUUGGGGUAUUGCAAGCGAGGUUUGCAAUAGUCAAAAACCCAUGCCGACUAUGGGACAAGGAAAAGUUAGGGAAGAUUAUGAGAUGUUGUAUCAUAUUGCACAAUAUGAUUGUGGAGAACGAACGAGGCAAAUACAGUCUAACUGAUACUUCUCAGUUCGAGUCAGGAGAGUCGAGCAGAGGUUCGAAGGUCACAAGGCGAGAAAGUUUGCAUUCCACUAACAUGCUAGGCAUGCGCAAUGAAGUUCGAGAUUCAGGAAAACAUGACCGUUUGAAAGCUGAUUUAGUUGAAAAUGUAUGGCAAACAUUUGGAAACGAUCAAUAAUCUUUGUAUGUUCAUCAAUUAUCAAUUAUCAAUGUAAUGAAUAAAUUUUAUUUAAAAAAUUUAUUGCAUAAUAUUUUAUACAUGUUUUCAAAAUAAUUUCAAAACAAAAAAAAAAAUUAAAAAAAUAUUAUUUAAUUCCUGUGAACCC